Molecule: messenger RNA, 555 nt
Organism: Plasmopara halstedii
Lineage: Eukaryota; Oomycota; Peronosporomycetes; Peronosporales; Peronosporaceae
Product: rheb gtpase rhb1
Exons: 4
Coding region: 1-555 (184 amino acids)
Biological process (GO): small GTPase-mediated signal transduction
Cellular component (GO): plasma membrane
Molecular function (GO): GDP binding; GTPase activity; GTP binding
Source: RefSeq, a predicted model, not a curated record
AUGCCGGUCGAAGUGCAGCGUAAAUUGACUGUGCUGGGUUAUCCAGGUGUGGGCAAGUCUUCGCUUACGACGUGCUUCGUGGAAAACCGCUUUGUGGAGAAUUACGAUCCGACCAUCGAGAACACAUUUCACAAGACUAUCCGAGUUCGCAACGCGCACUUCGUGACAGACAUUGUGGAUACUGCGGGCAUGGAUGAGUACGCAAACUUCUCGCAAGCGGCUUCAGUGGGCGUGCAUGGCUACGUGCUUGUCUACUCGAUCGGCUCGCGAACGUCGUUUGAAAAACUCAAACUAAUAAAUGAGAAAUUGGUCAAUAUGUUGGGCUCCAAGCCGCCACGCGUACUCGUAGGCAGCAUGUCGGAUUUAGAUAAGGGCAGAGAGGUGACGGUAGAAGAAGGUCAGACACUAGCAGGCAAUUGGGAAUGUCCUUUUGUUGAGUGUUCGGCGAAAGACAACGAAAAUAUUAGUGAGGUGUUUACUUAUCUUAUAAAGGAAAUCGAGCGCGAUUCCGGAUUACUGGAAGAAAGCGAUGAAUCUCAAUGCUUGAUUUUGUAG